Messenger RNA from Mercenaria mercenaria, 2105 nucleotides. RefSeq lists its product as uncharacterized. The record is from RefSeq and is a predicted model, not a curated record. The coding region runs from base 298 to 1236 and encodes 312 amino acids. Lineage: Eukaryota; Metazoa; Mollusca; Bivalvia; Venerida; Veneridae. Gene Ontology annotation, molecular function: ubiquitin-protein transferase activity. The transcript is spliced from 6 exons.
UUUUUUUUUUUUUUUUUUUUUUUUUUUUUUUUUUUUUUGGAAAUGUGUUUUUCUGUUAUUAUGUUGGGGAUCUGGGUUGUAGAGAACAGGGUGGGGGUCCAUCAUUCAUAAGGGGUCAAAGUCACACGCCGAUUGCCUGUGGUUUUAUAUAGAACAAGGGUCAGUAUAUUGAUGGUGUAUAGCCAAUUCACUGUACUGUAACAUUUUAAAAAGAUGAAAGUUGGCUACAGUAGCUACAAUGGAUCAAUGUUAGAGAUGAAAUGUUGUUGAAAACUGCCAAGUGCCAGAUAACGCAGUAUGUCUGACAAACUUAAAGAAUUUGUUUUGAAGAGAGGAAUUGGGCCGGCUGUACUACAAAGACUUGUCACUGAUAAGAUUGACUGCAGUGUCAUGCUGUUAAUGGAUGACAAUACGUUGAAAUCAUACUUACCUGCAUAUGGUGAUAGAGUGUCGACAAUUGCUUUCUGCAGGUCUCAAACUGAAGGUGAUCAGUGCUCAAAUGCAUUGAAUGAAUUACGUGGGAAAUGGAAAAAAGAGCGAUCUACUCUCCACAGCUGUGGUUUCAAGGCUGGAAAUGCUUAUGCAGAAAGGACCAUAAGAAGAUUGGAGCUAGGAUGGAUGGAUUACAGCAACCAAUCCAUGUGUUAUAAGCAAGUGAGGCAACGAUGUGGAGGUGGUGUCCGCCAUCUCAUGGUUGAGAAAACACUUUCUUUAAAGGCAGUCCUUAACCAUGCUUUAGAUGCAUUCUUUCCAUCCCGCAUUUCCCAACGAGGUAUUCUACAAGAGUUUGAAACAGAACUGAAAGACUUCCAAGGCAUGUGUGUCAAUAUGGAAAAUACAAUCAACGAACUCUAUAUUGAGUCAAAAUUAAAAAUACUUCGGGUAUAUUUAUAUACCAAAAAGAAGACUGAAAAGGCAAAUGACACCAUUGGGCCCAUUGAAGAAAGUUUGUUAAGUAUUUGUAAUAGCAAUAAAGAAGAGAAAGACAGCUCACUGUUGAAGAAAUGGGUUGACAAAGCACUACAACCCGCAGAGCCACAAACAAUAGUUGUUCAAUGGGAGAGGCUGUUACAAACAAUGUUAAGAGUUGUUGGUAAAUCGACUUCCAACUGGUUACAGCCGCUUCGAAUAGUAUUCUCUGAUGAAGAUGGAGAUGACCAAGGAGGUUCAAAGAGAGAAUAUCUCUGGUACAUUUCAAUUUAUUUGUUCAAAACACUGUAUUUGGUGACUGCAUAGCAGCUUCUUAACCCUACAGAGCUUUCUUAGUUCAAAUAAUAACAAAUUGAUAACAGAAACUUUUUUGAGUUUAUUCGUUUUACUCGAUACAUUCCUUUGAAACAUUCAUAUUUACCGUAUUUGAAUGUCAGACAUAGCUCAGGUAACUCUCAAUGCAGUUUUACAAUGUAUAUACUUAAAUAAGUAUGCUUGAUAUUAUUUUAAAAUUGAACUCUUUCAAUGUGAUUAUUUGCUUUUCACAGCUUUUAUACGGCCGUUAAUAGACGUAUAUUGUUCAUGUGUUAUCUGACCAUUAACUAUGUAUACCUUACUUUGUGUCGCCGCAACUCCCCAAGUUACAGUUUUCAAAGGAUUCCUUUCUAACAUAGUGUGUACACUAAACAAGGUCUGAACCUGUGCACCUGGGAUUGGAAUAUAGAUUCAACAUUUUGUAUAGCAGUUAUGUUACGUAAUAGAUAACAUAACAUUACAUAAUUUUGUUAGCAUUAAAUGUCAUAAUACAUUUAUAGCCUCGUAUAAUACAAAAAUUCAAUAAACCUGUAGUGAAGACAUGAAUUUUCAUAGAAGAACAAGUAUUGACAUGGUUAAAAACAUUGUGUUACAUAAUACAGGUGCAACACUUUAUUGCAUGUUGCUGCACCUUCUGCUCCUUCAAACUUCAUCAGUUUCAUCAAAAAUGUUCGGAAAUGAGGUAACCAUAACUUUUCCUGGCUUUUUUUUAGCAAAUUAUCUCCCUUUGCACUUGUUUAUUAUUUUCAUAUUACAGUAACACUUUAAAACAUUGACAGAAUAUCUUGGAACUUCAGACAUACACUCAGUGUAGGCUGUCCUUUACAAUGAUUUGGUUUGUGAGCUUGACUUUGACCUCA